AUGUUAGCACAGUUUUAUGAUGUCGAGCAGUGGCUAUUACAAGUUAGUGCAAUUUCUGCAUCACCUCUCGAAAAAAGUUCCUUUGCGAAACAGAGUAUCAUCAACCCAAACCACAACAUUCGAACUCCUUACACUUGUUCAAUUCCACCUCACAUCAUCAUCAUGCAUUUCGUUCGUCGUGCCGCAGCUCGCGCUGCCUCAUCCGCCUCCUCCUCCCUCAUCUCCCAAUCUCGCGCCAUCAACACAAGUUCUCCUUCAUUCCUCCUCAGGUCGAAGUUCCAGGCUACCAGCAUUGCUCCAUCUGCUUUCCGAAAAUACAGCAAUGAUGUAGCUCCAGCUGCUGAUAAUGAACAAUCUGCCGUCAAGCAAGCUACUGAGUCUGCCUUUGGCGAUGAAGGUUCUGACUUUGGAGAGAACCCCUCUGCUUACGGCGAGAGAGCCCCACGGGAACAACAAGACCGGUCAUCUUUUGAUAGAGGAGGAUACCGAGGUGGACGUGACGAUCGCCGUCAAGCCGCUCCUCGCCCUCCCCGAGAUGACCUCACCCUUGAGCCUACCGAUACUGUCUACGUGGGCAACCUCCUCUUCGAGGUUACCGGUGCCGAUCUCGAGAGAGAAUUUGGUGAAUUUGGUACCGUCAAGUCUGCGACUAUUGCCACUGACGCUCGCCAAUUGAGUAAAGGUUUUGGUUACGUCCAGUUCGAAAAUGUCGAGCAAGCAAAGGCUGCUAUUGAAGCCAAGCAUGAGACUCAAUUUGAAGGACGCCGCAUGAUCGUCAACUAUAUGGCCAAGAGAACCAACACUGGUGCUAGAAAUCCACCUGCAAAGACCCUGUUCAUCGGAAACCUUGCCUUUGAGAUGUCGGACAAAGAUCUCAAUAACCUCUUCCGCGAUGUUCGAAAUGUUGUCGAUGUCCGCGUCGCCAUUGACAGACGUACUGGACAACCAAGAGGUUUCGCACACGCAGACUUCACCGAUAUGGAGAGUGCUGUCAAGGGAUUUGAGGCUCUCAACGGAAAGGAGGUGUAUGGCCGAACCUUGAGACUCGAUUACAGUUCUGACGCGAGAGAACCAAGAAGACCUCGCAGCGAUUCAGGUGAGGGACGCUAUUAG
This is a messenger RNA of Glarea lozoyensis ATCC 20868, 1113 nucleotides long. Its product is annotated as RNA-binding, RBD. Lineage: Eukaryota; Fungi; Ascomycota; Leotiomycetes; Helotiales; Helotiaceae. Gene Ontology annotation, molecular function: RNA binding. The record is from RefSeq and is a predicted model, not a curated record. The transcript is spliced from 4 exons. The coding region runs from base 1 to 1113 and encodes 370 amino acids.